AUGGGCAAGAACCACAAAACUCAAACCUUGCGCACAUACAAUAACAAUACUCACACUGAUCAUCUCACUUCUUCUUUUUCUCUUCCAGAUGAACCUAAAGAGUCUCCAAUAGAGCAAGUCCGUCACACUGUGCCAACCAUUGAUGACCCUACAGUCCCAACACUGACCUUCAGGACAUGGUUGCUGGGAAUCACAGCAUGCCUCAUCGUUUACCCUACAACCACCUUCUUUGGGUUCCGGCAAAACCCAGUGUAUAUAAGCGAAAUACUAAUUCAGAUGCUCAUGCUCCCUGUCGGAAGGUUUAUGGCAUCUACACUUCCGACGAAACCUGUGAGAAUCCCUUGGGUUGGCUUUUCUUUCUCACUAAACCCAGGGCCAUUCAGCAUGAAGGAACAUCUCCUUGCAAGCUUGAUGGCGUCUGCUGGAGGGUACCCUUUAUUUCUGAGCAUAAUCAUCUCCAAGAAAGUCUUCUUCUCCCAGCAUGUCAAUCUCAUUUCUAGUUUCAUGAUGAUGAUAUCAACUCAAAUACUUGGAUAUGGCAUUGGUGGUUUGUUUACAAAAUUGCUAGUUAACUCACCCUACAUGUGGUGGCCAUUUUCUUUAGUUACUGUCACUAUGUUCAGAGCAAUGCAUGAAACAGAAGAGAAGGUGAAAGGAAAGACAUCCAAGUUUCAGUUCCUCAUGAUGGCAGCAAUCUCAAGCUUUGCAUAUUAUAUAAUACCCAACUUCUUCUUCCCAUCUUUAACUGCACUUUCAUUCCUCUGUUUGAUAUGGAAAAGGUCAAUCACAGCACAACAGAUAGGUUCAGGUCUUCAUGGCCUUGGCCUUGGCUCCUUUGCCCUUGAUUGGAAUGCUAUCUCUGGAUUCUUAGGUAGCCCCAUGGCUUUGCCAUUGUUUACCAUAAUGAAUUCAAUGGCUGGGUUUAUCUUAAUACUCUGUAUCAUAGUCCCAAUAACUUAUUGCUCUAACUUAUUUGAAGCAAAGAGAUUUCCCAUCUUCUCUUAUGAUGUUUUUGCUUAUAAUGGCCAAAAAUACAAUGUCUCUCGUGUUCUGAAUCCUAUAUCUAAUCAACUUGAUGUUGAGGCUUACAACAACUACUCGAAGCUCUAUCAAAGCAUCUCUGCUGUUUUCAUAUCAGGGUUUGAUUUUGCUUCUCUGGUUGCUACAAUUACUCAUGUUGCACUCUUCAUGGGAAGGUCCAUAUGGCAACAAUUUAUUCAAGCAUAUAACAAUAAUCAGGAAGAAGAUGUUCACAAUCAUCUGAUGAAAAAAUACAAAGCGAUUCCUAUUUGGUGGCACUAUGUUAUCAUUGCCAUCUCCCUGGGCUUAGGGUUUGCUGUCUGUGAGGGCUUUGGCAGAGAGUUCCAACUUCCAUUCUGGGGGGUUUUAUUGGCUUGUCUCAUCCUUCUCAUUUUCCUCCCUCCAGUUGGUGUCAUUCUUGCAUCCUCUGGCAAAGGAGCAUCAAUAUCAGCCUUUGAACAGUUGAUAAUCUCAUACAUAUAUCCUGGAAGACCUUUCGCCAUCAUGACUUUCAGAGCCUACACUUCAGUUAGCAUGGAAGUUGCUAUUAUCUAUCUCUACCAACUUAAAAUUGGCCACUACAUGAAGAUCCCUCCAAGAUCCAUCUUCAUUAUUCAGAUGGCAGGAGUUGUAAUCUCAAGUUCAAUCAGUUUUUUCUGCAACUGGUGGCUGCUAAGCUCCAUAAAGAAUAUAUGCCACCCAGACAAGCUCCCCAGAGGAAGCCAAUGGACAUGUCCAGGUGAUAGAGUCUACUACAGUGAUAUUAUCAGCUGGGGAGUUGUCGGUCCUCAGCGUCUCUACUACCCAAAUGGCCUCUAUAGCUCCAUGUAUUACUUCUUUCUCAUCGGCAUUAUAAUGCCGGUUGUCGUAUGGCUGCUCACCAGGAUGUUUCCAGAGAGAAAAUGGAUUCGUUUGAUUAACUUUCCGAUCAUCUUCAGUGCGGGCGCAAGACUUUUGCCUGUUACUGCAGUAAACUACUGGUCUUGGUUUGCAACAGGUAUUUUCUUUCAUUUUGUGGUGUUGAGGAGGUUUGGUGUUGAGUGGAUAGAGAAAGGGUUCUUGUUAUCAGUUGCAUUGGAUGUUGGAAGUGUCAUUGCUGGGCUUGUGCUUUCUGUCAGUCUUCAGUUGGGUGGUGUUUAUGGGUUGAGUUGGUGGGGGUUGGACUUAGAUGACCAUUGCCCUUUGGCAGUUUGUCCUACAAUUCCUGGUGUUAGUGUUGAUGGUUGUCCAAACUUAUAG
Molecule: messenger RNA, 2259 nt
Organism: Dioscorea cayenensis subsp. rotundata (Guinea yam)
Lineage: Eukaryota; Viridiplantae; Streptophyta; Magnoliopsida; Dioscoreales; Dioscoreaceae
Product: oligopeptide transporter 5-like
Exons: 6
Coding region: 1-2259 (752 amino acids)
Biological process (GO): transmembrane transport
Molecular function (GO): oligopeptide transmembrane transporter activity
Source: RefSeq, a predicted model, not a curated record